Molecule: messenger RNA, 2207 nt
Organism: Alternaria rosae
Lineage: Eukaryota; Fungi; Ascomycota; Dothideomycetes; Pleosporales; Pleosporaceae
Exons: 4
Coding region: 354-2207 (617 amino acids)
Source: RefSeq, a predicted model, not a curated record
CGCAUACUGAAGUUUGAGAAAUUGACGGCGCACCGGCGUCAUCAGUGCAUCGUGCCUUCCUCCAGCAGUGCAGUGGCUUCGGCAAGACCGGCAGCCUCACAAUGGCAACACCCAUUGUACCUGUCAUGUCCUCUAUUUGACCGUCUCGAAUAGUCACAAUGUGCCAGACGAGACUUUGCCACCGUCAAUGUCUCCCAAGCUACCGUCACACAACUGAGCGACUAUCGCGACGAUCUGCUCAUCCACACCAUAUCCUUACAUCAUUGAGACCCCUCCAGGAUAUCAGACCCACCAGACCUGCGAGGCGAUCCAGGCUUCGUUAAUGGCACGGCUCGUCUUGGACGCAGGACAGCAUGGACAUACGGAAGUGGCUAGAUGAUACAGUGCAGCCGGAAGCACCGCGCGAGUCCAAUAACCUUCACCAGGCUGCAGAACCUGCUAAACGGAAGCGUCGCCACAGAUCAGACAGCUCAAUUCUCGACCCUCGUCCGCCUGCAUCCUCUCCGCAUGAGUCAGUGGACGAUAGUGCUGACGAGGCGCUCCAGGCGACAUGUAGCGACAGCUCUAGCAGCAGCCGAUAUGCGCGCAAACCUCGAAGAAAGACGCGUCCAGAGCGGUAUGAACCACAGCAUGCGCCAGGCCCCCAUGCGCAUCGCGACCGUAGAGGCGGAUCAAAGAAAACGCGCAGCAAGCCUCGACGCAAGAAGGGCGAGAAGCCACCUGUUGUCAUGCAGACCUUCCAAGCCAAGAACGUAUCCGGGGAUCGCCUGACUUUGAAGCCACGGGAGCAGCUAGGCCUCUUCAACAAGGGACGGACGUCUACUGCAUUCAUGGGCCGCGGGUUACCCGAUCUAGUUUUCUCGGAGAUGAAAUUCUUGCAGAAGCACAAGGACGAACCAGAGCUUGUCCUUCGAACCGAACCGUCCAAGAAGAAACGCAAGAAGGACAAUGAGCAGAUAAAGGAAGGAGAGAUCUCCGCUUUCUUUACCUCAGCACGACCGGCAUUAUUCGAGAAGAACACAAACACCCUACCGCAGCCUCCCGCACCAAAGACUAAGCGGCGUCGCCAUGAUCGAUCCUCGGUAGAUGAAGUUGCUAUACCUAUAGUUGAGGCUACAGUCCAAGCCCCAUAUCUUGGUUUCGGGAGUAGAGGCCCUCGCCACGAAAGUGAUAGCUACAUUUCCUGGUCAGAGUCAAUCCAAGCACCUAGCACAGCGCCAGCACGCCCGCACAAAUUUCGCAUCCGUCCCAGUUCGCACGAUGUAGACUUUCAUGAUGAGAGUGAAUCCAGACGAGUAAAAGAGAAUGAGCCCUUCAAGGUACCAGCUCGACCUCCUCCUAUGACAAAACGAAGAGUCGAUAGCUCGUCUGUCGAUCACUUCAGGGUUUCGUCUUUGGCUCCAUCACAUAGUAGAGCUUCGAGAUCACAGUCUUAUCCUCAGCACACCUCGUCUCCGCGACGACCGAAUCUCGUCGAUCGAUCUACGAACCCACGAGCGACUGAUAAUGUCUACUCACCGUCGUCAAUGCCACCUUCUAGGCCUAAGCAUGUUAUUGGAACCCACCGUACUCGACUACCCAGCUCCUCGAAAAUAGAUCGAUCAGACUCGACUCCAGUCUCAGGAAUGACUGCUUCAUCCGGGCAUCGACAGGAGAACCAGAAUAGGGAAUACAGUCCUGCUGGAGAACGAAGGAUACCGACGUCUUCUGACUUGGGAGUGGUUUUGCGGCAUUGCAACGAUACGUUUCAUGAACGACGUCUGGCCACAGGGUCACGUAGAAGGCAUACCGAGGAGACGCAACCAUCAUACCUACAGUCGACCAUGCGGCAGAAUACGAGGGACAUGCAUCAUGCAGCUCAUCGGGGUCCCAAUGUACACUUUGCGGAUCAGUCUCACCAUAGACAGCGUCAGCGUUCUCAUACGCAAUGGGAGCUCGAUGAAGGCCUUCUCCAGAGUCCAUUUCCUUCCGAGGAAAACUACCUGGACCAAGAUGAUCAGACGGGAUAUGACGACGAAAUGGAGCAUGAUACCGAGAACUGGGGAGAGGUUUCAGAAGAGCCCCCGCCGCACAGUCUUGAUGACAUUCCGGUCAUGUGCGAUAACCAUGAAGCUUAUGCCGAAACCGAGGCUGAACUUGUCCAAGACUCUAGACCAGGAAAUGAUACCGUAGCUCCUGGAUUCUGGCGGCCAAAUAAGCUGUACUGA